GUGAACAAGACGUCAUGAAGAUCACGUUGCCCAAAGAAGAGACAGGAUUGACGAACACAUGAAAACAUUAGCUAUUGUAUGGAGCGCUUUCAUUCCUGUUGACCACUGAUCUACUUCGGGCAUUGAACACAGUCAAGUCCUACACGCACGCAUGGGAAGAUGUCAGCCACAGGCCAGGACCGAAGCAGCCGAUGGCAGGACAUUCAGAAAGGACUGCAGUUCAUUCAAUCAACCCUGCCUUUUCCUGGCUCUCAGGAGCAGUAUGAGGUGUUCAUUCAGAGUUUAGUGAGGAAUCUGUUUGGUGAGGGAAACGACGUGUUCCAUGAAGGCGAAUGGGCACGAGCUGUUAAUUUAUACACUGAGGCCUUAAACAUAUCGGAGUAUGCAGACUCAGAGGACAUCCUCAUCUCUCAAGAUCUGAACGAGAAGCUUCAUGCGAACCGCGCUGCUUCCUACUUGAACAUUGAGCUGCACGAUCAAGCUCUAGAGGACUGUGAAAAAGCUCUUCAGCUCAACGAGAGCAACUACAGAGCACUUUACCGCAAGGCUCGUUGCCUAAAAGAUAUAGGGAGACUUCAGGAGGCUUAUGAGGCAGUUGCUAAAUGCUCGAUGGCAGUGCCUCAGGAUACUCGUGUGAUUGAAUUGACCCAGGAGCUUGCCAAAAUGUUGGGAUUAAAAAUCCGUAAGGCUUAUGUGAGAAGCAAGCCUGUCUUAAAUGUUUUGCCUGGGUCAGGUAUAUCCGGAGCUGUUAAUGAUAAGCAUUCACAAAGCUCUUCGUCUGUGGAUGAUAUUGAAACUGAAGUGGGCCAGUAUAUUCAUGGUAUGAGCGGCCCACUACCUGUCAGCAUGCCAGUGUCUUCAACUGUCAGUGAGAAGGAAGAAGUAGAGUCCAAGCCUCUGGUUGGUCUCAUUUCACCACCAGUCAUCCCGAUAGAGACACACAAUCCAGAGCCUGUUCCCAUGCCUUUACAUAUGCCACUGGUCAAUGGAACCAGGCCCAAUGACUCUUAUGCAGUAGCAAAUGCUCACUUAGACUUUGAUACAGAUAUUAUUGGAGAUGAUCUGGAUGAGCUAUUGGACCGAGCAAGUCCUCCUGAGGCUAAUUUGGAUAUUCCCACAGUUGACGGACCUAUUCCUUUACCUACCAGUAUUGCUGUCAGUAGUUCAAUACAGAGUCCUUUGCUCAUGCCUUCUCAUCUGAGCCAUCCAUUUUUGGGCAUGGAUUCGCACUGCACUGUAAAUUUACCUGCACCGUAUCACAAACCAAUUUCAUCGUAUUCUCUUGGUCUGGACACAUUUUCUUCACAGCUGGAUUCGUUGGAUAGUUUGUCACUCUCAGAGACUCAGACAGAUAAAGCUUUUAGCCAGCAUCAUUUUCUGUCGAUGAGCAAUAGCGACAUGUCAGUGCCAACCAUUCCACCCAUCGGGAUGGGUUACUGCACAUCUGAUGGGACGUACGCCCAGGAAUAUCCACCGCAGUUAGACCUCGCUAAGAACCCACUUGCUGAUACCCAUGAUUUUAAACAAGCCUGUUCUUCAUGCUACAUUAAAACCGGCCUGGGUGUGCUGGAUUACACUUACCUUACAGAGGACCACAAAUGCAAAAAAGAUUUGCUUUUGGGAAGAACCAAACAUGUGGAACUUCAGACGUGGAAACUUAUUCGGCCUAGACCUAAAAACCAGUACAUGGGGCCUUAUUAUAUUUGCAAAGAUGUGGCGAUAGGACAGGAAUGCCGGUACCUUGGCCACUGUACCUUUGCUUAUUGCCAAGAGGAAAUUGAUGUGUGGACGCUUGAGCGCAAAGGCUUCAUCUGCCGGGACAAUCUGUGCGAUCCUUAUGGAUCUAGACCUAAGAUUAAUUUGACUGUGGCCAAAAUCCUACAGGAGCAUCAUGGGAUAUUUCUGUUCCUCUGUGAGGUGUGCUUUGAUCACAAGCCCAGAAUAAUCAGCAAAACCAAUAAGGACAUCCCCAGCCUAUGCUCUCACCCAGUGACAAAGCAUGCGUUUGAGGAAAAGAAGUGCCUUGUACACUAUUUAAGGGACAAAACGGUCAGGUACUCCAAAGUUCGUCCAUACAACCCUUUUUGCCAAAUGGAUCUGUGUCGGCAUGAGGUGCGAUACGGUUGCCAGCGAGAGGAUUCCUGCUUUUAUGCCCACAGCCUCAUCGAGCUCAAAGUGUGGAUGGUGAAGAGUGAACAAGGUAUCACACAUGAAGGUAUUGUUCAGGAGUCGCAGAGAUAUUGGAAUAUGAACGCUGCUGUUUAUUCACAGGAGUUUGCACCGACCAUGCGCAGGUUUGGUCCAGUGAAUUUGAAGAUGCAGUUUGUAUGUGCUCAGUGUUGGAGGAACGGUCAAGUCAGCGAGCCGGACAAAAACAAGAAGUACUGCAGUGCCAAGGCCAGGCAUCCCUGGUCUAAAGACAGACGAGUGGUUCUGGUUAGCUCUGUUGAAAGGAAAAAGUGGACAACGGUUCGAGCUCUCCCAUCCAAAAAACCUGUUCCUGCUCAGUUUGACAUUUGCAUGCAUGUUUCGGCUGGAAAAAAGUGUCAGUACAUUGGAAACUGCACAUUUGCACACAGCACAGAGGAGAGAGAUCUGUGGACCUUCAUGAAAGACAACAAUAUUGCAGACAUGGAGCAGUUAUAUGAAAUGUGGCUGCAGUCUCAGAAGCCAGGCUGGGGUGAAGAAAGUAGCAACAUCGCCACCCGAGAAAAUGGCAAACAGAUUCACAUGCCCACAGACUACGCCGAGGAAGUGGCUGGUAAUCAUUGCUGGCUGUGUGGGAAGAACUGCAACAGUGAUAAGCAGUGGCAGCAGCACAUCACCUCUGAGAAGCACAAAGAGCGGGUCUUUAACUCUGAGGACGAUCAGAACUGCUGGCAGUAUCGCUUUCCCACUGGCACCUUCAGAGUCUGUGAGAGGUGA
Molecule: messenger RNA, 2925 nt
Organism: Danio aesculapii
Lineage: Eukaryota; Metazoa; Chordata; Actinopteri; Cypriniformes; Danionidae
Gene: zc3h7a
Product: zinc finger CCCH-type containing 7A
Biological process (GO): miRNA processing
Molecular function (GO): miRNA binding; protein binding; metal ion binding
Source: RefSeq, a predicted model, not a curated record